AUGCAAACCAUUUCGGUGAGCAAUUGCCUGCAGGACUCGCCCAAGUUCAGGACGCAACUAGAUCGUCAUGAGUCCAAUAUUGAUUUACUAGAACAUAGGUUAGAAAAGGUUGUAAAAGUAUACAGUCUUAUGAUUGAUUCUGGGAAGACAUAUGUAAGUCAACAAUCAUUAUUUGCAAAUAGUUUGUGGGAAAUGGGACUCUGUUUCCGUGAUGACACAUCAUCAACUAAAAACUUAAAUAAAAUCAUUCAUGCUCUUCAAGAAAUGAACAAAUUUUUAACAACAUUCCUGGAUCAGGCAUCUCGAACCGUUUUGAACAACUUAACAGUAUUUGUUAAAGAAGAUAUUAAAGCAAGUAAAGAAUCCAAGCAUGUAUUUGAAAAGGCAACAUAUGAACUCGACGCUGCCCUAUUAAGAAACUCCCAGGUACUAAAAUCUCGUCCACACGAAGCAGAUGAACUACUAAGUCAAGUUGCAUCAGCAAGAAGCUCUUUUCGUCAUGCUGCCUUGGAUCAUGUGCAUUGUAUUACUAUGCUUUUAACUAGGAAAAAACCUGAAAUAUUUUCAACACUAUUAUCUUAUAUUCAAGCGUGGGGAACAUAUUUUCAUCAAGGUUUUACACUAACUGAAGACUUACAAGAUUUUAUACAGAGUCUGAACAAAGAGGUAAUUGUUAUGACUACCGAAGCAGCUGAAAUGGAAAAUCAACUAAGUGAACAUCACAAAUUGGUCGACAGCCAUGAUACGGUUAUGGUGAAUGGUGAUUGUGAAAAUGGUAGCAAGGACAAGGAUGUGACACGCAUUGAAGGCUACCUGUACAAGCGAACAAGUAAUGCUUUCAAAACAUGGAAUAGACGAUGGUUUUACUUAAAGAAUAAUCAGUUGGCUUACCGUAAACGAAAUGGAGAAAAUUUAUUUACUGUAAUGGAAGAUGAUUUAAGAAUUUGUUCUGUGAAACCAGCAUGUGAUGCAGAACGAAGGUUUUGUUUUGAAGUCUUAUCUCCAACUAAAAGUCACAUUUUACAAGCUGAUUCUGAGUAUGUAUACAAAUCAUGGAUAGAAGCUCUUCAACAAGGUAUUGAAGAUGCAAUACGUAAUAGACCUCAACAAAAAAAUAAUCAUAAUGAUGAUGAUUCUAAUGAUUUGAAUGAGCAGUUUCAAGUUCCAAAAAUUAAAAAGUCUAAAACGUUGGAUGUGCUUGUUAAAAUUCCGGGUAAUGAAAAAUGUUGCGAUUGCAAAGCACUAAAUCCAGAUUGGGCCAGCAUAAAUUUGGGUAUUACACUAUGUAUUGAAUGUUCUGGUGUACAUCGUAGUCUUGGCGUUCAUUAUAGUAAGGUCCGUUCAUUAACACUUGAUGACUGGGAGCCAGAGAUUUUGAAAGUUUUGGCUGAAGUUGGAAAUUCUGUUGUCAAUGAGGUGUAUGAAUAUAAUGUUCCUGAUACAGUUAUACGUGCUUCAGCAAAAUGUCUCGGCCCAAUUCGUGAACAAUGGAUUCGAAAUAAGUAUGUUGAUCGCUUAUUUGUGAAACCAAUACCUAAUAAUGAAUUGGUUUUGGAAGAAUAUAAUACAAGAAAAUGGAGUGUUCGCAAAGUAAGACGACGAGGAACUCAAUCUACAGUAAAAAAUGAGAAAAAAGAUAAUGUCAUGGUAAUUGGUGGUAAUACCAGAAGCAUAUCUUUAGAUGUUAUAAGUAGCGAUGAUGAUUCUACAAUUAGUGAUGAUGGAACAGAUGUUGUAGAAGAAGAUAUAUCUACAUUGAGGCCAGAUAUGCUGCUUUACCGAGCUGCAGCAGCACAUAACCUACCAGUGAUGUGUCAUGCAAUAGCAACAGGAGCAGACAAAAAUUGGAAAAAUCCAAAUGACAAUGGACGGACUUCACUCUUUCAAGCUAUACUCAGUGGUUCUGUGAUGGCUUGUGAGUAUUUGAUACUUAAUGCGUCAGACAUAAACAUUCAAGACGAUCAUGGCCAGACUCCUCUGUUUUUUGCUACACAAUUGGGCCAUACAGCACAAGUAUGUCUUCUUCUGAAACACAAAGCGAAUCAAUAUCUUAGGGAUCAUGAUAAUAUUGAACCGCUAGAAGUAGCCACAAAACAGGCCAAUGCAAAUAUAGUAACAUUGCUCAAAAUCAGCCGUCUAAAUGAUCAGUCUGAAAUUCCAGAAUCUUUCAAAGAUGCAGUACGUGAUUUCACACAACUUACAUUCAGCCCUUUACAUAAAUGA
Macrosiphum euphorbiae (potato aphid) is the source of this 2223-nucleotide messenger RNA. The record is from the annotation of a GenBank genome assembly. NCBI's taxonomy places the organism in Eukaryota, Metazoa, Arthropoda, Insecta, Hemiptera, Aphididae.